Molecule: messenger RNA, 8604 nt
Organism: Nyctereutes procyonoides (raccoon dog)
Lineage: Eukaryota; Metazoa; Chordata; Mammalia; Carnivora; Canidae
Gene: ZZZ3
Product: zinc finger ZZ-type containing 3
Exons: 15
Coding region: 485-3196 (903 amino acids)
Molecular function (GO): zinc ion binding
Source: RefSeq, a predicted model, not a curated record
GCGGCCCCCGAGCGACGGCCGUGGCGGCGGCGGCGGCGCCUCUGCGAGCGGCCCGCGGCGCCCGGCCCCGCGCGGAAGAUAUCAAGUUGUGCUAGUACAUCCAUAUAAAUAAUUAAUACCUGAAGUCUCAAUGUAACAUGGACAUUAACAGUGAUGACAGAUAAAUACAGACGCUUGGGAAUCAAAUACUAGGCGAAAAACACUUUUAAAAAGUGUAUCAGGCUUUUUAAGAAACAUCUGGGUGAUCCUGUCUUUCUUAAUACUGGUAGAACUCAGCUAAAGGAAUUUUGGGAGGUUCUAGUAUUCUCCGUGGCUGAAGCUGAGAGUCUGAAACCCUGAUGCUUAAGCUCUAUUCUAGAUCAUAGCUCCAACUCCUUCAGGAUAUAAGGAAAAGAGAUAAUAUUUCCACAAUGAUAGAUCUUUGGUUGUACAGGUUUCCCAAUGAGUGGAUCAUGAUGACCGUAUUGUAGGGACUUGCCAUAGUAUGGCUGCUUCCCGAUCUACUCGUGUUACAAGAUCAACAGUGGGGUUAAACGGCUUGGAUGAAUCUUUUUGUGGUAGAACUUUAAGGAAUCGUAGCAUUGCUCACCCUGAAGAAAUCUCUUCUCAUUCUCAAGUACGAUCAAGAUCACCAAAGAAGAGACCAGAGCCUGUGCAGAUUCAGAAAGGAAAUAAUAAUGGAAGAACUACUGAUUUAAAACAGCAAAAUACUCGAGAAUCAUGGGUAAGCCCUAGGAAAAGAGGACUUUCUUCUUCAGAAAAAGAUAACGUAGAAAGGCAGGCUGUAGAAAAUUGUGAGAGAAGGCAAACAGAACCUGUUUCACCAGUUUUAAAAAGAAUUAAGCGUUGCCUUAGAUCUGAAGCACCAAACAGUUCAGAAGAAGAUUCACCUAUAAAAUCAGACAAGGAGUCAGUAGAACAGAGGAAUACAGUAGUGGACAAUGAUGCAGAUUUUCAAGGGACUAAACGAGCUUGUCGAUGUCUUAUACUGGAUGAUUGUGAGAAAAGGGAAAUUAAAAAGGUGAAUGUCAGUGAGGAAGGGCCACUUAAUUCUGCAGUAGUUGAAGAAAUCACAGGCUAUUUGGCUGUCAAUGGUGUUGAUGACAGUGAUUCAGCUGUUAUAAACUGUGAUGACUGUCAGCCUGAUGGGAACACUAAACAAAAUAGCACUGGUUCAUAUGUGUUGCAGGAAAAGUCAGUAGCUGAAAAUGGGGAUUCGGAUACCCACACUUCAAUGUUCCUUGAUAGUAGGAAGGAGGACAGUUAUAUAGACCAUAACGUGCCUUGCACCAAUUCAGAAGUGCAGGUCAAGUUGGAGGACCACAAAGCAGUAACUGCCUGCCUGCCUGUGGAACAUGUUAAUCAGCUGACUACUGAGCCAGCUACAGGCCCCUUUUCUGAAAUUCAGUCAUCCUUAAGGGAUUCUGAGGAGGAAGUAGAUGUGGUGGGAGAUAGCAGUGCCUCAAAAGAGCAGUGUAAUGAAAACACCAAUAACGCCCUGGACACAAGUCUUGAGAGUAUGCCAGUCUCUGGAGAACCAGAAUCAUCAUCUGUUCUAGACUGUGUUUCAGCUCAAAUGAUGUCUUUAUCAGAACCUCAAGAACAUCGAUAUACUCUGAGAACGUCACCACGAAGGGCGGCCCCCACCAGAGGUAGUCCCACUAAAAGCAGUUCUCCUUGCAGAGAAAAUGGACAAUUUGAGGAGAAUAAUCUUAGUCCCAAUGAAACAAAUGCAACUGUUAGUGAUAACAUAAGUGAAUCUCCCACAAAUCCUGAUGAGAUUUCUCAGAAUGAAAAAGGAAUAUUUUGUGACUCUGAAAAUUAUGGGAGUGAAGGACUAAGUAAGCCACCCUCAGAGGCAAGACUUAAUAUUGGACAUUUGCCAUCUGCCAAAGAGAGUGCCAAUCCGCACAAUACAGAAGAAGAAGAUGAUGAUCCUGAUGUUUAUUACUUUGAAUCAGAUCAUGUGGCACUGAAACACAACAAAGAUUAUCAGAGACUGUUACAGACGAUUGCUGUACUCGAGGCUCAACGUUCUCAAGCAGUCCAGGACCUUGAAAGUUUAGGCAAACACCAGAAAGAAGCACUAAAAAAUCCCAUUGGAUUUGUGGAGAAACUCCAGAAGAAGGCUGAUAUAGGACUUCCGUAUCCACAGAGAGUUGUUCAGUUGCCGGAGAUUGUAUGGGACCAAUAUACCAAUAGCCUUGGGAACUUUGAAAGAGAAUUUAAAAAUCGUAAAAGACAUACUAGGAGAGUUAAGUUAGUUUUCGAUAAAGUAGGUUUACCUGCUAGACCAAAAAGUCCUUUAGAUCCUAAGAAGGAUGGAGAGUCCCUUUCAUAUUCUAUGUUGCCUUUGAGUGAUGGUCCUGAAGGCUCAAACAGUCGUCCUCAGAUGAUAAGAGGACGCCUUUGUGAUGAUACCAAACCUGAAACAUUCAAUCAGCUGUGGACUGUGGAAGAACAGAAAAAGCUUGAACAGCUACUCCUGAAAUACCCUCCUGAAGAAGUAGAAUCUCGACGCUGGCAGAAGAUAGCAGAUGAAUUGGGCAAUAGGACAGCAAAACAGGUUGCCAGCCGAGUGCAGAAAUAUUUCAUAAAACUAACUAAAGCUGGCAUUCCAGUCCCAGGAAGAACACCAAACUUAUAUAUAUACUCCAAAAAGUCUUCAACAAGCAGACGACAGCACCCCCUUAAUAAGCAUCUCUUUAAACCUUCCACUUUCAUGACUUCCCAUGAACCACCAGUAUAUAUGGAUGAAGAUGAUGACCGAUCCUGUUUUCAUAGCCACAUGAACACUGCUAUUGAAGAGGCAUCAGACGAAGAAAGUAUUCCUAUCAUGUAUAGGAAUUUACCUGAAUAUAAGGAACUAUUACAGUUUAAAAAGUUAAAGAAGCAGAAACUCCAGCAGAUGCAAGCUGAAAGUGGAUUUGUACAACAUGUGGGCUUCAAGUGUGAUAACUGUGGCAUAGAACCUAUCCAGGGCGUUCGGUGGCACUGCCAGGAUUGUCCUCCAGAAAUGUCUUUGGAUUUCUGUGAUUCUUGUUCAGACUGCCUACAUGAAACAGAUAUUCACAAGGAAGAUCACCAAUUAGAACCUGUUUAUAGGUCAGAGACAUUCUUAGACAGAGACUACUGUGUGUCCCAGGGCACCAGUUAUAAUUACCUUGACCCAAACUACUUUCCAGCAAACAGAUGACAUGGAAGAGAACAUCAUAUACUAGUCCUCUUCAACACAUAGCAAUGGUAUCAUUGUGAAUUAUGUGCACAGUUUGGAAAGAUUCUCUGCUUUCCCUGAAUGACACUCACAGCAUGACAGCUUCCUGAGUGUUCUCGUCAAGUCCAGCUCUGCACCGUUGUGACUCUAGAUCACUGUUCAGCAGCUGAACAUUCCUGGUGAGCAAAGGGUUUCCCUGGUGAAUUUCUCAUCACCACCCUAAAGCCUUUCAGGUGGUGAUCUUAAAUGGGUGAGAUGGAAACGAGAGCACACAUUAAAGAGAGAGUAAAUUCCAAAGGUUUCAAAGAACUCGGUCAUAAAUAGGAUAAUGAGAAGACAAAGUAUUUAUAUUAAAACAGUUUAGUAGCUUUCAGUUUUGUGAAAAUAGUUUUCGGCACAGAAGCUGACUUCUUAGACAAAGUUUUAACCAAUGAUGGUAUUUGCUUCUAGGAUAUACACUUUAAAAGAACUCACUGUCCCAGUGGUGGCCGCUGAUGGCCUUUAGUAAAUCGGAGCUGCUUAACCAUAUUGAUGUCUAAUUUCUUUUAACCACAAUGAACUGUCCUUAUUACCAACAGCGAAGCACUACAGGAGGCAACUGUGGCAUUGCUUCCUUAACCAGCUCAUGGUGUGUGAAUGUUAUAAAAUUGUCACUCAGAUAUAUUUUUUAAAUGUAAUGUUAUAUAAGAUGAUCAUGUGAUGUGUACAAACUAUGGUGAAAAGUGCCAGUGGUAGUAACUGUGUAAAGUCUCUAAUUCACAACAUUAAUUCCUUUAAAAUACACAGCCUUCUGCCUCUGUAUUUGGAGUUGUCAGUGCAACUCAUCAAAGAAAACUGCCUAAUAUAAAAAUCAUAUAUAUGGUAAUAAUUUCCCUCUUUUGUAGUCUGCACAAGAUCCAUAAAAGAUUGUAUUUUUAUUACUAUUUAAACAAGUGAUUAAAUUUAGUCUGCGCAGUGAGCGAGAGUUCACAUGCAUUCUUUUAUACUGCUGGAUUUUGUUGUGCAUCAUUUAAAACAUUUUGUAUGUUUCUUCUUAUCUGUGUAUACAGUAUGUUCUUGAAUAAUGUUCAUUUGUCAGGAGAACUGUGAGAAAUAAACUAUGUGGAUACUGUCUGUUUAUAUUAUAGAAUGCUUGUUGUGACUUCCUUUUGGUUAGAUUUUGGAUUUUUUUUACUAGUGUUAAAACCAAAAAAAAAAAAUUUUUUUUUUAAGGGGUUGCUUUACCUUUCUGUCCUUUAAAAAGAGUAAGGACUAUAGUAUUAUGGAAAUGGGUUGAACGUGAGAAGCUCUCUGAAAAGAUGGUUAUAUUUUUACUCAGUGUGUGCUGAGACACUAAAUUAAGUUAGGUUACAAGAAGAACACACACCAUGGUUAAAGAGGCCACUGUUAAUGUCCGGAUGGGAAAACUAAGGUUGAAAAAUUUUACUCUUAUUCUUUUUUUUUUUCCUCUUAUUCUUUUUUGAUGAAAGUAAGCCCCCCUCCACGUGUUAAUUAAGCAGAUGGUUUUUGAAGAUCACUGUAUUCACUGGCAAUCAUUAACUGUUGAAAGAGAUGAUAUAAAUAUUCUAAGAUUAAGUAUUAAUACUCAGCUAAUUUUUAGAGUUUUUUUCCAAUUUUAAAUCAAGGGAACAUUAUUUACUAGUUCUUCAGUAUGUUGUGAGGUACUAAAAUCAUACCUUGAAUUUUUUUAAUUGAAAAAAGUAAUAUAAUUUUAAAUAUAGAAAUAUGAAGAUUUUAAAGUAAUAUAUUGAUUAAAGAUUACUGACGAUGUUGAUAAAAUAUAUUACAUCAGGAAUAACAGGAAAUGGACUUGAGCUUAACCUCUCACCCUGGAAUUAAUUAGUUGGGAGAAGAGGGAAUCAUUAACAUUUGGGCAUUUUGAUAUUAAAUGUUAAGUGACUAUGCCAGGAAAUCUACCUUCAACUUGUAGCAAGACAGCUACUAUGAGCAAGACAGAGAUAAUACUAUGAUUAGUUUUGGAGAACCGUUCAGGUCCAUUAAAAAAAUCCCAUAAAGUAUAAGCUUUGGAAGCUUGGAAGCUUUGGAAGAGGACUGUGUGUGAUACAAUUCUGAUGUAAACAAUACACUAAAUAAAUCCACUUAAAUAUAUUUUUCAAGGGCAGAGAUUUUGAGAAACUUAAGUGGCAAAGAGGAUUAUUUUCUGCUUGAGUAAAGAUGUGUUUAUUUUGCAUUUUUCAGCUCCAAGCAUAUAGUCUUGGCUUUAAAAGGCUCUAGAGUUAGUAGUAGUAGUAGUAAUAGUAGUAGUAGUAGUAGAAGUAGUAGUAGUAAUAGUAGUAGUAGUAGUAACGUGUUGUCGUUCUAAUUUGCAGACUGCAGGAAGGGGCAAGGCGGUCUUUUGCAAGUAGUCCUUGCAUCUCCUACAAAGAAGUAUUGGCUUUAAGAGACAACACAGACAGACUUGUUAAAGCAUUGUGUAUUAAGUGGUAUUCAGUAGGUCAACUGUAUUUCCUGAGAUGCGUUCAAGUUAUUUGCUAAGAACUGAAGGAACUUUGAAUGACACCUAAAACCACUGCUCUAAGGUUUAGGCAGAGGAAGUUUUGAUUGGUGUCAUGUGCACUAAUAAUAAUAGCAAAUAUUAAUUAAGUGCUUACUAUGUGCCAAGCAAGCAUAUAGUAGCAGAUUUAAUUCUCCCAGCCUUAGGAGAAAGGUGCGUUGAUUAUCCUGUUUUCAUAUGAGGAGAUCUAGCCAGACAGGUUAAAUAACUUGCUUAAUAAGGUCAUAGAGUUAGUAAAGUUUAACCUAGACAGAUUGCUCCAGAGUCACUACUCACUUUCUGGAGCAAGAAUAUUCCCCUUUGUGUCAGGCGUCACUAAGGUGGUGGAGGCGGAAGUGUGCAGGGUUGCUUUUCAGUCUUGUUUUUCUGGUGUGGUGUGGUUCCUGGAGUUACAAACCUUCGUACAGGCCCAGGUUCACAGCACAGAAUAUAGAGGCAGAUCUGCAGAUGGGGAAAUAGUCUGCCUCGGGAGUUACAAAACCACAAGUGCAUAGAAUUUACAUAUUCUAAUUUGAUUUGACUUGUAAUCCUGAGGCUUUAGGCAAAGCCUCCUGCCUGAGACAGAGUUUCCUUGCUUGCUUGGUGCCUCUCACUUAACAGUAUGCCUUAUCCAGUCUUCUCCCUUUUUCCCUUUUGUUUAAAUUACAUUACAGAACACAAUUAUAUACUGAGAUAUGAAGAACUUUUUUUUUUUAAAGAAAAUAGUAUUUCACAGGUAGUAAGGAUAAAUACUCUUUUGUGAAAUUCCCUUUUUAGUUGUAACUGUGGCAUGCUAUAUAAACUAUUAAUGUGAAUAACAGUUUGAAAGCUGUUGUUCUAGGUGUAGUGGAUAGAAUUGGAAGUCUCCAAAUAACAAGUAGGUUUUUUUUUUUUCUCACGAAGAUUAUGGAAGUAUUGUCUUUUUUAGGCCAUGAAAUGUUUUUAUUUCCUAACCUUAUGAAAAUACACUUCUGUUGAUAUGAUCCCUCCCCCAAAAUAUGACUUUUUUUUUUUAACUUUUCAUGUAGCCGAUUAAAUGGAUUUUUGAGAGUAGUAUCACAUUUAGCUCCAUGAGGACAGAGACCAUCCAUGUCGAUCUGUAUCCCUAUGGCCUGCCUGGCUCUUAGUAGAUUUUCAGUAGAUAUUUAUUGGUAGUAUGAUCAAUGUUUUGAUGAGUUAUAUUUUUUUCUCCAGGAAAGUAGGAGAGACCACUUAAUGUCUGAAUGUGUCUGUAAGUGCCUAUGGGGGCCCUUAGAGGCCUGCCUCAGAUCUUUCCAGGGCCCUGAGAGGACUGAAGAAUUCAUCCUAUUUUAUCUGGGAGAUGUAGUUCAACCCUGGGUGGCUGAGAAGAUUAGGCUUCUCUCUGGGUCCCCAGCUAGGCCAUGUAUCUUGGUUCUCUGCCAUGUUUUUAGAGUGAAAGGGCACUAGAGUAGAAAUUCUGGGUCCCAGUCCCAAUUGUCAGUGAGGCACUCAAUAUAUAAAUGUUGACUAAAAACCACGUUUUAUUGAACUUUAGGAACUAGUUAAUGAUUCAGAUGUAUUAUUAACUGAUUUAAUCCUCACCACCCCUCUGUGAGGGUGCUUAUUAUGGUGAUCUCUACCGUACAGGUGAAGUAACUAAGGUUCAGAGUAUUUAAACGUUAGCUCUCAAUAAUAAUGCCAUGUGUGGAACUGAGGAUAUAACGCUUUGGCCUUAUUAGAGCUUAUCGUCUAAUGUAGAAGAAUAGCCGUGAACAAGUACAUAUAAAAUAUGUUGUAAAGUUAGGCAGAGAUAAAUGCCAUGAAGAAAAAAUAACCCCUGAAGAAAAAUGAUAGAAGAGCGGGGACCCAUCUGUCAUUUCAGAUGGAAUAAUAAAAGAAUGUCUUGAUGACAAGUGUAAAUUUGAACAGAGACCUGGACAGAGUGAAGGAAUUAGCUUGUGAAUAACCUGGAGGAAGAGGCAAAAGGAGAGCAAGUGAAGAGUGUGGCUUGUUUAGGCAGCAGUAAGAGGCCAGUGUAGCUUGAGCCAAAGGAGCAAGAGGAGAGUGUAGUUGAUGGGGUGAUACUAGGGUGCGGGGCCAGAGCAGGUGAAUGUGGACCAUUGUGAAGGAGUUUAGAUCCUGUUCUGAUGUCUUAUUUACAUUCACACAAGGGCUUUUGUUAGGCAGAUCCCUCUAAGAUCCUUUCCUGCUUUUAAAAUCUUGUGACUUUUAAGGUAGCUAUGUCAUUUCACGCUACCCACAUCAGUAACGAGUUUUAGCAGUCUGUUGCUUCUCUGGAUACUCUUUAGGGGCAAAGCCAUCUACUCCCAGCUGUUUUUUCUUUUUUUUUUUCCUUCCCCUGUGGGCUGCCCUACUAUCUCAUUUCCCUUACUCAAGCUGUUAGAGCUGUGGUAGGCCUGGACUGUGUUUGCCAAUAUGUGGUAUGUGUUUAAAGAAUGUUAAUCCCUACAAAGAGUCAUUUUGUGUUUUUGGCAUAACUGGUAAUUUUCAUCUUCUAAGUCUCUUUAAUUUGCUGAAAUGCUCCUUGUCCCUCCCCCGCCCCACAUAGAGAGUGUGACAACUGGGGUGGUAAUGAAGUAUUUUGACAACUGUGUGAGUUGUAGGAACAUGCCCCUUUUUGGUACUAGAGGCGUAAUUGUAACCAAAGAAGUUUAAUUUCUUCUUUAGCAAACACUGACAUUUCUGUUUAAGAAUGACUGCUAGAGCAAAAGGAAAUACAAAAAUUACCAUGUAUCAUGAGUACACUGAGAAUUCUCUCUGUAAUAGCUCAAAACUGAUCUCUGGCCAAGAUUAAAACCAUAUGAGCAUAUCCUAAAUCUCAACUAUUACUGUGUUUGCUUCUAAUUCUGUUUGGAAUAAGGCUUCAAGUGCUUUCCAGAAUGAUGUGAGUUACAAAUAAAUAGAAAAAGAGUUA